Anoplopoma fimbria (sablefish) is the source of this 1592-nucleotide messenger RNA. RefSeq names its product fibroblast growth factor 23-like. The transcript has 3 exons. Gene Ontology annotation, molecular function: growth factor activity. The record is from RefSeq and is a predicted model, not a curated record. NCBI's taxonomy places the organism in Eukaryota, Metazoa, Chordata, Actinopteri, Perciformes, Anoplopomatidae. The coding region runs from base 57 to 806 and encodes 249 amino acids.
CCAACCUGCACAUUUGUCCUGCUAAGAGUAAAGAGAGCACGGCAUCCCCAUCGAUCAUGCUACCGGCUUUCUUCUCGCUCAUCCUGAUUGCUGUUCAUGUGUCUGUACCGGUGGAUUGUACACCGAGGCUCCGGGACCCAGAGCACCGUUUACAACGUCAGCAGAGCAGCUUCAAGACAGGAGCACAUGUGGAUACAUCAGCUGGUACAAGUCGGUUCUACUUGGAACUGAGUGGAUCAAUGAAAAAAGGCAUAAACAGAAACUUUCUGGUUAUUUUGCCAGUAAGAACAGCUACAAGCAACUUUGUGUUAAUAUUUGAUCUGAGAAAAAAAUGGUUCCUCUGUAUGGACUCAAAGGGAGAGCUGUACAACUCUAGGCAAAAGGACACAGAAGAUUGUCUCUUCCAGCGCCUUUGGUUAGAUGUGGCGAACCACCAUGAUGUGUUAUACUCUGGAAGUGGGGGCUGGCUGCUCAAACUGAUUGGAGCUGAGCUGCCAGUUGCUCACCACCAGGAGCCACCUGAACCCUCCUCAGCCCUGGUGGAGAGGUUCCUGGGUCCCUUGGUAAAGAGACAGAGGAGGAGUGAGGAGGUGAACCCCUCUGAUCCAUUAAGAUCACAGACACAUCCCUCUCAUUCUGCCAUGGAUCACAAGGAUGCAGAUCACCGGCAGCCCGAUCGGGACCAGGCCGGCGCCGUGUCCAAGGAGACCAUCACCUCGUGUGAUGACCCCCUGCGGGUCUUACAGCCCAACGGGCCUGUUAGUCCUGUCAAGACUAAUAUUGCAGACCGAGCAGAACAAGACUAAGAUACUGAACUUGAGUUUAAUAAGUAAAAAGUCAGAAGGGGCCGCAAUUAUUUUUGUUUGUCUGAAAAGUCACUUUAUUUGUGACUGCAUGCAUAGUGGGAGUAGAUGCUUCCCCUGGACUGCAGAAUCAGUGGGAGUCACAGAAUGACUUGCAAAGGGCUGGUACAAUCAAACUGACACUGGAGGGUGGUUUGUAAACAGGAAAGCAUUAUAUAUUUUACAACUUCUGAAAAAAAGAGAUAGCAUUUAAUAAAAUCAUUGAAUUUUCAAAAUUUGUUUUUAUGGUACUCUUACGCUUGGUAAUGUACCACAUUACAUCACAGCAGCUUGUUCAGAUCUUUUGUUUGAAUAGCAGAUGAUGGAUAAGUUUGGCAACAUGCAGCAAGUUUGGUCCAGUGUCCUGCUGACCUCUGCCGUCAGUUAAAAUUUAAACCUCGGGUCAGAUGUGGCAAUGUUUGUUUUGCAUAUGUGAAAAUGUGUAAUCUGUAAGUAAUUAUGAAUAUUUAUACAUACAUUUGUUUAUAAAGUAAAGCUUCAUACAAGGAGUGUACAAACUAGUCAAAAAUAGACCAGCGCAUACUGAAAAAUAAGAAUCAUCUGCUAUUUCUGAACAUAUAAGAAAUGAACAGAAUCAAAUUAAGUCAGGUGCCGGACACCAAUAGUCACAGCGAAGAAAAUGUAUUUAUUUAUUGAAAUGUGUUAAAUGACUUCCUUCUUAGCUUAUACUGUUUUAUUAUUUAUACAUUUCAUGUUGUGUUAUUUCUUAUGUGAAAAAAUAAAUGGUAA